Messenger RNA from Sinocyclocheilus rhinocerous, 2052 nucleotides. RefSeq names its product palmitoyl-protein thioesterase 2b (gene ppt2b). The annotation marks the transcript as partial. The record is from RefSeq and is a predicted model, not a curated record. Gene Ontology annotation, cellular component: lysosome. The transcript has 7 exons. Gene Ontology annotation, molecular function: thiolester hydrolase activity. NCBI's taxonomy places the organism in Eukaryota, Metazoa, Chordata, Actinopteri, Cypriniformes, Cyprinidae.
UCUCACCCGGGCACUAAUGUGACUGUCCUAGACCUGUUUGACCGCAGCGCCAGCUUGCAGCCGCUCUGGAAGCAGGUGGAGGGCUUUACAGAAGCCAUAUAUCCCAUCAUGCAGAACUCAGCUGAUGGCGUCCACCUCAUCUGCUACUCACAAGGUGGCCUGGUGUGUCGAGGAAUCCUGUCCACUCUUCCAGACCAUAAUGUGCACUCUUUCAUAUCUCUGUCUUCUCCGCAGGCGGGGCAGUAUGGAGACACGGACUAUCUGAAGUACCUCUUCCCUCAGUUUGUCAAAUCCAACUUGUAUCAUGUGUGCUAUACUGCAGUGGGCCAGAAAAUAUCAAUCUGUAACUACUGGAAUGACCCUCAUCACAGAGACAUGUACAUCAACAGCAGCGACUAUCUGGCCUUACUGAACAAUGAGAGAGCAAAUCCCAACUCUACUGCUUGGAAACAGAACUUCCUGCACAUUGAGAAGCUGGUGCUGAUUGGUGGAGCUGAUGAUGGAGUCAUCACUCCGUGGCAGUCAAGUCAGUUUGGUUUCUACGAUGAGAAUGAAACAGUCGUUGAGAUGAAAAACCAGAAAGUGUUUUUGAUGGACUUCUUCGGGCUGAAGACGCUGUACGCUCGAGGAGAUCUGGUUCUGUGUUCGAUGGCAGGUGUCGCUCACGUCUUCUGGCACUCCAAUGAAACCGUUUAUAAAACCUGCAUUGAGAAAUGGCUUACAUAGAUACUGACAAACUCCCACACUUGACUACAGAGCUUUCUCUAUUUUCUGUGCAUUGAUACAGUCUUGCACAUUUAGUUUCGGUACACUAAUGCAUCGCCUCAUACAUUUCCCUUACUGUGUCUGCUGACAGAGACACACAUUCAGUGAAAUAUAGGUGUAGAAAGGUGAACACUAAAUAUAAGGAAUAACCAUCAGUGCCUGAGGGAUACAUUUCUCAUUUCUCAUUUUGCAGAAAGAUCUUAACCACUAUCUAUUUUUAAUGUGUGUAGUUAUUGUUUCUAAUUCCUCUUUUGAUUUAUGUGGUGUGUUUGAUGUGGACUGUGCUGCUGCUGUAACAUUUAUGCCUUACAUAGGAUGUGUUUGGACAUGACUUUGUCUCAAAUCCAAGUGCUAACAGUGCAAUGAGAAAGGAGAGAAUGAGGGGAAGAGGAGAAAAAGGGAUAGCGUGAAAGAAAUAGGAAAGGGAAUUGCAUUUGUAGUAUAUAACAUUACCUCUCACUUCACAUCCUUCAAGCCUCAGCCCAACAGUGUGUGUUCGGCCCUAAAGGGACUUGACUGAACAGCUCAUUCAUACGAAACACUUGUGUUAAGGUAUUUUUACUGUUAUUUUAUGCUUAUGGAAACCUGGUGUUUUAUGCAUCUUGCUCUAACAAGGUGUUCAGUUCACAUAGUGUUAACAUUUUUAGGACGAUUCAGAAAAGGGAUUAAUAGAAGCACAGUUUGAAAGAAUGCAUUUAGAAAUCUAUUUCCUCUCUCUGAGGUAAACGUAUGCUAUACAGAUGAGUACUGUACAAAACAUAUUUUUCCAUAUUUAUUGUUAUCAUAGCAGUGUUAUGUGUUUUGUUUGAUCUUUUAGCUUGCUUUAACUAUUUUUAAUUAAAUGCUUAACAUUGGGGGUUAACGGAUAGUUUAACAUGAAGUAUAAGUAUCGUGUCUGAAGUAGAAAAUUCUUUAAUACUGAAGUACACUUUUCAGCUAAGUGCGGUUUUGUUCAAUAUUUCAACAACGUGAAACAUCUCCAGAUGUAGAUUUUGUAAAGGACUUGAGCUGCAUGCCAGUGUGCUUUACUGUUUGUACUCAAGCCAGCUUUCAGAAUAAAAUUUCCAUUUUAUGUAGUUAACAACGGUGUUGUCUAUUGUUAAAUGUUGCCCAUGCAGACUUUGAAGAAAUAGAAAAAGUUAAGAAAUGUUUUUUACAAGUGUGCAUAAGUGCAGCUGUCUAAACCAGGGUUCCUCGAAUCUUGUCCUGGAGGGCCAAUGCGCUGCAGAGUUUAGCUCUAACCCUGAUCAAACUCACUUACCUGUGAUUUUCUAAUGAUCCUGAAGA